ACACCACACGGCUCAACUUACAUAGGCAGCGACAGCUUCCAAGGGCAUCAAUAAUUUGGAUCAAUCAAGGAUUGUCUAAAGGAAACAAAGUCAAGCACAGUUGUCAAAUAAAAGACAGGGCAGCAUUUACUUGGUUCAACAAUUCCUUUGAAAUUUUGUUGACGUAGUAGUGCGGAUGGAUAUCAAAUUGCUGUGAUGGAGCCAAUGUGAACGCAACACGAGACAGUUUAAUAGGAAACCUCAGCCGGCAAAGCUCUGAUUAUAACAGUGCCCGUCUGAACCAGUUACGUAUCGAAGGUUCAAGAUUAAUUUAAAUUGAGACACUGGUUCAGCAAAAGAUGGAAACCCACUUGUCUGAGAUGAAGGAUACUGAUGCUGCCAUGGUAGAUCUGGUAGACACCCAAGCAAUGUCUGACACCUCCUCAGAAAGGCGUCGUACCUCCUGGCGUACCUGCUGCGUUGGUUUUCUUCGCCGUAAUCUCCUAGUCGUUCUUCUUCUGCUUUCUCUUCUUCUCGGCCUCGGAGUGGGUUUCUUUAUCAAGCUGGGGACAGAUCUGACUUUUACGUCCAAGGAGAUAUCCUACAUCGCCUUCCCUGGUACCCUGUUCUUAAACAUGCUGAAGAUGGUCAUCAUACCUUUGGUGGUUUCAAGUCUGGUGUCAGGCAUGGCUUCUCUUGACAAACGUAUGUCUGGAAUCCUCGGCCUUAAGGCUUUGGUGUACUACUUCAGUACAACAUUCAUAGCUGUAGUCCUUGGCAUUGUCAUGGUGAUGUCAAUACAACCAGGCAAUCGACAAGAAUCCACGGAUAUUGAUCGAUCUGGCAACACGGAGUAUGUCAACACAGCGGACGCCAUACUGGAUCUGCUAAGAAACAUGUUCCCGCCAAAUAUUGUGGAGGCCUGCUUCCGUUCAUACAAGACUGUUCAGACACCAGAGAUGAUGGUGGAUGACCAAUCUGGGACCAUGACGACCGAAGACGGCGUUACUAUGGGUACCACACUCGAGCCUGAGAUCACACUGGUGUCCGUGGGCGGGUACCAGGAUCGAAGCAACGUACUCGGCCUGGUAGUGUUCUCCUGUGCCUUGGGUAUUGUGCUGGGUCGUAUGGGGCCGGAGGGAGAACCACUCAAAGCCUUCUCCAACUCUAUGAUGGAGACUAUUAUGAGGCUGGUUUGCUGCAUCAUUUGGAUUUCCCCCAUUGGAAUCUUCUUCCUCAUCCUUGGUAAGAUUCUAGACAUGGAUGACUGGGUGACCGUCUUCAGUCAGAUUGGCCUGUACUCGGCAACCGUCAUCUCUGGUCUUCUCAUCCACGGACUCAUUAUUUUACCUCUUAUCUUUGUCAUCUUCACUCGUAAGAAUCCCUUUGUCUUCAUGAAAGGUGUGUCACCAGCGCUGAUGACUGCCUUUGCCACUGCUUCAAGCUCGGCCACGUUACCACUGACCAUUAACUGUCUUGAGCAGAACAAUGGCAUAGACAAGCGUGUCACACGCUUCAUGCUACCAAUUGGUGCUACAAUAAACAUGGAUGGAACCGCUCUCUACGAAGCAGUGGCCGCCAUCUUUAUCGCCCAAGUCAACAAUUUGGAAAUGGACGUGGCUACUGUCAUAACCGUUAGUGUAACAGCCACCUUGGCUAGUAUUGGUGCUGCGGGUGUACCGCAAGCAGGCCUUGUCACACUGGUUAUUGUACUCAACGCAGUUGGUCUCCCGGCUGAAGACGUCACACUCAUCAUCGUCAUUGAUUGGUUCCUAGAUCGGAUCCGUACCACUGUCAAUGUAGCUGGUGAUUCCAUUGGAGCGGGCAUCGUUCAUUACCGGUCUCGUGAACGACUCGCUGCCAUGGAUCGACUCCACGGUAAUGAUAACAAGGACUUCCUAACCGAUGCUGGCACGGAGUAUCACCCAACGCUGAAAGAGUUCAAUACCAAACUGUGAGGACUUGAACUGAUGUAUUAAAGGUUGCCUCCAACCAUUUUGGCUACGGUUACCUUAACGCAUGUGCUUAUGCUAGCCAUUGCCUAACGGCUGCAGCGACAUUCCCACAUACGUUUGUGUAGCUUCCAGCCGUAGCCAAGACUUUCUAAUGCAUCCUCUCAAUCUCUCAAGACUGUGCUCCAGUAGAACACCUAAAUGUGUUGUUCAUGUUAGUUCCGUACAAAUGUAUUCAUAACUUGUGGUCUUUGAAACCACGGGCUCUCAGGUUUGUUAUAACACUUUGAAUCACAAGGAUAAAAAUGGAGUCUUUACACAGAAUUCUCAUUUUGUGGGACUGCGUUUAAUAUUAGAUGUUAAAUACACAGAUAAUACGUAGAUGUUGCUAGCUAUGAGUUGGGUCACUGAUUCGGAUCUUUGACGCUACGUAAAAAGUAAAUUUGAUCAUCAAUGAUAUAACAGUAAUUAGAAUGUUGGCAAUCGCUUGCUAUUUGUGAUUUCAGGAAUUUAGUUUGUGGCGACAACUUGAGGCUUAUAAUGUAUAUGGGAAAAAUAUAUGGUGCAUGUUUUGACAACACUAAUUGUUUAGAUAAACUAUUAUUUUGGUAUAUCCUAAUCUUGUAUACUCGAUUUUAUGGCGACUAUGUGUAGAUUUCACUGUUGCUUUUUACAUAUGUCUCAAGUAUUAUUUACUUUAUAAAAUUUUGUAUUUUUUAGAUUACUGAAAACGUAAUUAACUUCGAAGUUGAGGCGAAAACCAAUUUUGCUGUCUCUUGACUUUAAAAGAUUCUCCGUUGUAAGUGUUGGCGACACCCUCCAUAAAAACGAAAUGGUUUCUGGGCAUCACUUUGUGUUCGUACAUACAUUGUUAUCAUCAUUUAUGCUUUCGCGCGUUAAGACAUAAACUACGAGAGAGUUGACCUCUUUUCACUUACCAUGCAUGAAAUAAGUUUUAAUCAAACCACACUGAGUAUCUUUUCCUUUUUAUACGCAAGGUGAAGAGGGAUGACGAUGUAUCUUGUAUUUAAGUUUUGAACCAUAAAACAAUUAACGGAUAAAGGGAAAUUUCUGUAUUUAAUCAAAAUGUAAAUUAUGAACCUUUAUAAUUAGUAUAAGCUAUAAUUGAUGGAAUAUUAUAUGUUCAUAUUUUAAGAGGCCAUCUUGUCUAAAGAGAA
Molecule: messenger RNA, 3109 nt
Organism: Acanthaster planci (crown-of-thorns starfish)
Lineage: Eukaryota; Metazoa; Echinodermata; Asteroidea; Valvatida; Acanthasteridae
Product: excitatory amino acid transporter 3-like
Biological process (GO): L-glutamate transmembrane transport
Cellular component (GO): plasma membrane
Molecular function (GO): neutral L-amino acid transmembrane transporter activity; glutamate:sodium symporter activity; L-glutamate transmembrane transporter activity
Source: RefSeq, a predicted model, not a curated record